Messenger RNA from Arabis nemorensis, 1230 nucleotides. Lineage: Eukaryota; Viridiplantae; Streptophyta; Magnoliopsida; Brassicales; Brassicaceae. The record is from the annotation of a GenBank genome assembly.
AUGGCGACGGCGAACGUGGCGAAUUCUGGCCGUGGAGGUGGCAGGAGAGGACCAGUGGAUGACGACAAGUUAGUCUUCGAGACGACGGAAGGGAUCGAGCCAAUCACGAGUUUCAAUGAUAUGGGGAUUAAAGAGGAUGUGCUUCGUGGUCUCUACGCCUAUGGUUUCGAGAAACCUUCUGCGAUUCAGCAGAGAGCGGUUAUGCCGAUUCUUCAAGGUCGGGAUGUUAUUGCUCAAGCUCAGUCCGGUACCGGGAAAACGUCCAUGAUUGCUCUCUCCGUCUGCCAAAUCGUUGACACUUCGUCUAGAGAGGUUCAGGCCUUGAUAUUGUCCCCAACAAGAGAGCUGGCUUCACAAACAGAGAAGACGAUACAAACUAUGGGAUACCACGCCAGUAUUCAGGCACAUGCAUGCAUCGGUGGGAAGAGCGUUGGAGAAGACAUCAGGAAGCUGGAGAAUGGUGUCCAUGUUGUGUCUGGAACACCUGGUCGUGUCUGUGACAUGAUAAAGAGGAGAAGUCUGCGUACCAGAGCUAUUAAACUUCUGAUUCUUGAUGAAUCAGAUGAAAUGUUGAGCAGAGGAUUCAAGGACCAAAUCUAUGAUGUUUACAGAUAUCUUCCACCCGAUCUUCAGGUUUGCUUGGUUUCUGCAACUCUUCCUCACGAGAUUUUGGAGAUGACAUCAAAGUUUAUGACGGAACCAGUGAAGAUACUUGUGAAACGUGAUGAGUUGACUCUUGAAGGAAUUAAACAAUUUUUUGUUGCUGUUGAGAAGGAAGAGUGGAAAUUUGAUACGCUCUGUGAUCUUUAUGACACACUUACUAUCACUCAAGCUGUUAUCUUUUGCAAUACAAAACGAAAGGUGGACUGGCUAAGUGAGAAGAUGAGGAGUAACAACUUCACAGUCUCAUCAAUGCAUGGGGACAUGCCUCAGAAGGAGAGAGACGAGAUUAUGAAUCAGUUUCGAUCAGGUGAUAGUCGAGUUUUGAUCACGACAGACGUAUGGGCUCGUGGGAUUGAUGUGAACCAAGUUUCUCUUGUCAUCAAUUAUGAUCUCCCCAACAACCGUGAGCUCUACAUCCAUCGUAUUGGACGGUCUGGUCGUUUCGGGCGUAAGGGUGUUGCGAUCAACUUUGUUAAAAGCGACGACAUCAAGAUCCUUCGGGACAUUGAGCAGUACUACAGUACCCAGAUUGACGAGAUGCCAAUGAAUGUAGCUGAUCUUAUCUAA